AAAAGGUUGCUUUUACUUUAUUGAUACAGAAAAUUUGUUUUACUAUUACGUUUUUGGAAUAAUAUAUAUAUAUAUAUAUUGUUUUACAGAAUGUGUAAUGUUUGUAUGUUCGGCUGGUUACGGAGAUUUUGAAGCCCGAUCCGAAUGGGAAUAUUUUUGAACACUUAAUCUAAGAGUAAUUUUUAUUAAUUUACGUCGCUAUUUUCUUUUGUAGCUGGGCAGUGAUAGUGAUGCAUAACCAACACUGACGGUUAAUAUCAGCGCUGACAGAGGAUUAUUCGAAAACAAUGCAGUUCGCACUUCCAAAGUUUUCCGAACGAAUCCGUACUUAGCCGAGUAUAUAAAACAAAAUGGCUGCGCCCACAAAACGAAAGAAGUGGGGGAAAAUACUGUAUGAAGAUCAAGGUGUUCCGGAUAAUUAUGUGGAUGCUAGUUUUCUGGACGAACUUAAAAGGAAUUUGUGGACAAGAAGCUAUGACUACUGGCCUGUUGUAUAUGAAUCAGGAGUGGUUACUCAGCAACUUAGCAGUGUGUGUUUGUUUGGUGUAACCUUUGUGUACAUGAACGAGAAGAAACUGUCGGCUCAGCUUCUCUUCAUGGUUUCCAGCAUCUUCACUCUGAUUGGCUAUGUCCUAAAUGAUGUUGUUGAUGGUGGGGAAAGUAGACAGUUGUCCAAGCGGACACGAAUAGAUGAUUUGAAAACAGCCAUUUUAUUCACUGGGUUCAGCUUUGGAUUAUCUCCCCUGCUUGUUUCCCUCACAGAAACGAUCAGCACAGAUACAAUAUAUGCCAUGACAACUGUGAUGCUUUUGGCGAACCUCUUAUUUCAUGAUUAUGGAGCUAGUGCAGCCAUGGUUUCUGGUGCCCUGUCACUGAAUGCAGCCACGUUUGCCUCAGUGUGCCUUGCGUCUCGUCUCAACACAACGUGGCAUGCCUUUGCCACGGUCACCUUCUCCUUUGAACUGUUUGCACUCUGGCCUGUAUUACGACACAAACUAAAGACACACUACCCAAGGAGCCAGCCGUUAAUGACAGGGAUAGUAGGACUAGCUGGAGUGAUUGCACUGUUGACGGUUAGCACGUCUGGAGCGGUGAUGUUUUCCAUUCUCAACCUCUUCAUCACGUUUAUCUGCCCGUACUGGCUCACCAGGCUUCAACUGUAUAAAAAUAACAUCCAUGGACCCUGGGAUGAAGCAGUGCCUGUCAAAGAUUGAGGAGAUUGCAAAAUGGUCCGUAAGAUGAUGGAAGCUGGCUGUUUAAUCCAACAGGAUUGUGUUUGCUUAGACUGGACAAUGAAAUAAGCAUGAGAUCCAAAGGACUGGACAAUGUAAUAAACAUGAGAUCCAAAGGACUGGACAAAAAAACAUGAGAUCCAAAGGACUGGAGAAUGGAAUAAACAUGAUAUCCAAAGGACUGGACAAAGAAACAUGAGAUCCAAAAGACUGGACAGUGGAAUAAACAUGAGAUCCAAAGGACUGGACAACGAAACAUUAGAUACAAAGGACUGGAUAAUGGAGUACACAUGAGAUCCAAGGGACUGGACAAUGGAAUAAACAUGAGAUCCAAAGGACUGGACAUUGAAAUAAACAUGAGAUCCAAGGGACUAGAGAGUGGAAUAAACAUGAGAUCCAAAGGACUGGACAGUGGAAUAAACAUGAGAUCCAAAAGACUGGACAAUGAAAUAAGUAUGAGAUCCAACUGAGAAAACCACAGAAAUGGUUGUAGCAAAAAUUUGAUUGAUGAAACUUCAAAAUGUGUAAAUAUACAAUGUGACCAGCCAAAAAUGUCAAAGGAUUGCAUUGAUGGUGACCAGACAGGAAUAUUGCAGGGUUGACUGGUAUGUAAAAUGUCACAGGAUUUUUUAUGGUGACCAGACAGGAUAUUGCAGCAUUGUGUUGACAGUGACCAGACAGGAAUAUUGCAGCAUUGUGUUGACAGUGACCAGACAGGAAUAUUGCAGCAUUGUGUUGACAGUGACCAGACAGGAAUAUUGCAGGGUUAUGUUUAUGGUGAUCAGACAGGAAUAUUGCAGGAUUGCAUUUAUAGCGACCAGACAGGAAUACUGCAGGAUUGUGUUCAUAAUGACCAGACAGGAAUAUUGCAAGGUUGAGUAGAUUGUGGAAUAUCACAGGAUUGUGAUAGUUUGCAUUGACUGGAUGGGAAUUCUGAAUAACACAGGACUAUCUUUGUCUAUAUUGUAGGAUAGCAUCUGCAUUGACCACACCAAGGAAUAUUUUACAAUUGUUUUACAUUCAAUGAAACAUCACAAGAAUGUGUCAGCAGUGACCAAGUGUGAAAAUCACAGGAUUGUGACAGCAGUGACUGAAUAGCGGUGAGUGAAUAUCUCAUGGGAUCGUGUCUUUGUAGGGACCAGAGAAAUGUCUUGUGAUUAAUCUACAGAAGUCAAUGAGAGGAUAUCACAGAGUUGUGUCUGCAGUGAUUUUGAGUGAAUAAAAUAGUGAUAUUGGCAUGUAACAAGAUGAGCAGGUUUUUUGCCUAUGCGAAAACACACAAAUGAGAGCAGUUGUUCAUGUCUAACCAUUUAUUUGUAGUAUUUAUUUUAAACACCCGUAAGAAAUGGGUAUCAAUUACUGAGUAAUAUCAAAGCAUUACUUUAUGUUGUAUUACCUCACGUUGAUUUCUUUCUGAGGUCAUUAAAUGAUGGUCAUUUUGUAUUGGGGGUGUAUUGGC
Gigantopelta aegis is the source of this 2691-nucleotide messenger RNA. RefSeq names its product phosphatidylinositol N-acetylglucosaminyltransferase subunit C-like. The transcript is spliced from 7 exons. Bases 351 to 1214 code for a protein of 287 amino acids. Lineage: Eukaryota; Metazoa; Mollusca; Gastropoda; Neomphalida; Peltospiridae. Gene Ontology annotation, cellular component: membrane; glycosylphosphatidylinositol-N-acetylglucosaminyltransferase (GPI-GnT) complex. Gene Ontology annotation, biological process: GPI anchor biosynthetic process. The record is from RefSeq and is a predicted model, not a curated record.